This is a messenger RNA of Dermacentor silvarum, 576 nucleotides long. Its product is annotated as scoloptoxin SSD20-like. The record is from RefSeq and is a predicted model, not a curated record. The transcript is spliced from 3 exons. Gene Ontology annotation, biological process: glutathione catabolic process. Lineage: Eukaryota; Metazoa; Arthropoda; Arachnida; Ixodida; Ixodidae. Gene Ontology annotation, cellular component: plasma membrane. Gene Ontology annotation, molecular function: glutathione gamma-glutamate hydrolase. Bases 1 to 576 code for a protein of 191 amino acids.
AUGCCACCAUGUAAGUGUCUGGGGGUCACAUCCAGGUUCGGGGCCCGCUUCUUGUCCGAGGUUACCGGAGUGUGGUACAACAACUACAUGAGCGCCUUCUCUUCGCCGUACGAACAGAGUGGAUACGGAAUGCCUUCCAGUGAGAACAACUAUAUCCGACCCGGAAUGCGGCCCUUGUCGUCGUUUUGCCCAACACUGAUUGUCGACGCGAAAGGGAAUGUCAUUUUCGCCACGAGUGCCACGGGCGGACAGGCGAUCAUCUCUGGCGUGGUUCAGGUUCUGGUGCGGUGUCUGUGGAUGGAUCACAACGUGAAGCAAAGCGUCGACGCCGGCCGCCUUCACAACCAGCUCCAUCCCGAAGACGUCGUGUACCACGAGAAUACCACCGAUAAGGACGUGCUGGCCGGUCUUAAGUGGCGGGGUCACGAGCUGACACCUUUCACGUGGCCGGGGGCUGUGGUUGCCGUCCACCGUCAAAGUCAGGGCAUCUACGAGGCCUGCCACGACUACCGCGAUGGGACCGUCGCGUCUUCGGACGGUGGAGAGCUGAUUGGGAAGCCUAAUUUGCCGCUCUGA